UCUGCGGGAGUGGGCCCCCCUUGUUUCUUGUAGGCUGAUUCACUUCAUUCAAUUCAAACCUUCACACUUGUUUCUUUCUGGAUUGUUCUUGCAACUUAGCAUUAUUUCUUUUGUAGAUGUUUAUAUGCUCCAUAUUUAGGGCCUGUUCAAGUAGGCUGAUAUGUCCAUAAAUGAGCCUAUAUCAUGGUCUAUUUGGCUGUUCAAGAUCAUGGGGUAUUCCAAGGAAAGCCCGUUGUUAAUGUUCGGGCCCGACCUGUUCACUCCAGGUAUGGGCUGAAACCAAAUCAGAAGCAGGAGGUGCUAAUUCAUUUCAUGUCUCGAUUUCCGGCUCCAGAUAUGGGAGCAUUUUACUAUUAUCACCCUGAAUCAUUCAAUAGAAGCUACUGAUUUUCCCCCCUUCUACAAACGUUGCCCCAUUAUCUACUGACUUUCUGCAUCUUUUCACCAUCCUUCAACUCAUAUUCCCAAUUGGAUUCCCCUAAUUUUCAGUUUCCCCCAAAAUCAUGGACCAUCAAUUUCCGCUAACAUCCAAUCCCCUUCCUCUCUUCUUCGCCGGCUAUUUGCUCCUCUACCUCAUCGCCUAUUCAAUCAUCUUCCGCACCUGGGCCUCCAAGCUCCGCCCUGAAGCUUCAAGUUGCGCUAUCUCCCUAGCUCACGGCACCCCCGCAGUAUUCCUCGCCGCCCGCGCUAUUCUCUCCGACCCGGCCCCGGAUUUCCACUCCUCCAACACGCCGCUGCAAAGUCUCGUAUUGGAUUACAGCAUUGCCUAUUUCCUCAUGGAUCACGUCCACUAUCUCAUCUUCUACCCCACCGACGUCCUCUUCAUCGGCCACCAUCUCGCCACGCUCUUCGUCUUCGUCACCUGCCGUUACCUCGUCUACCACGGGCCCGUCGCUAUUCUCGUGCUCCUGGUGCUAGCGGAGGUCACCAGCUUCUGCCAGAACAUGUGGGCUUCCAAAUUGACGAGGGGGGCAAAGUAGGAAGUACAUAUAUUAGGCAAUUGAAAAAAAAAUGAAAACAUUUUAACACCCCUCAAUUCCGGAUUCAUUCCUAGAAGCCUGAACACAAUGAACUCUUGGAUUAGAAGCCUGAUGGAACAGUACCAAAUCUGGAUCAAAUUAAAUUGUGGAUAAAUCUCUCCAACCAAC
Salvia splendens (bonfire salvia) is the source of this 1148-nucleotide messenger RNA. RefSeq names its product TLC domain-containing protein At5g14285. NCBI's taxonomy places the organism in Eukaryota, Viridiplantae, Streptophyta, Magnoliopsida, Lamiales, Lamiaceae. Gene Ontology annotation, cellular component: membrane. The transcript has a single exon. The record is from RefSeq and is a predicted model, not a curated record. Bases 504 to 980 code for a protein of 158 amino acids.